AUGUCCCAGUGGGUGCCAGCGAUAGCUGUGCUCCUAGCUGCACUCUCACAGGCAGAGAUCGGCAGCAGCACCAUGCGCACCAGCAGAGUUGCAUUGUGUUUGAAAGUCGGGGGCGGGGAGGAAGACCACCAGCGCAUACAGCAACGGUUUCUAUUCACGGGUCAUAAUGUAUCAAAGCUAGUCCUCAAAGGAGACGCAGUUCUGAAUGAGAAAAAGCUCCAAGAAGUUGACAGUUUAUGGAAAGAAUUUGAAACUCCUGAAAAAGCCAACAAAAUAGUAAAGCUGAAACACUUUGAAAAAUUUCAGGACACAACAGAAGCACUUGCUGCAUCCACAGCUCUUGUAGAAGGCAAGCUCAGCAAGAACUUGAAGAAAAUUCUCAAGAAAAUAGUGGCAAAAGAUGCCCAUGAACAGUUGGCUGUAGCGGAUGCCAAACUUGGAGGUGUCAUAAAGGACAAGCUGAAUUUGAGUUGUAUACACAGCCCAAUGGUUACAGAGCUGAUGAGAGGAAUUCGCUCACAGAUUGAAGGGCUUAUUACAGGUCUCCCUUCUCGAGAGAUGGCAGCUAUGUGUCUGGGUCUGGCACACAGCCUUUCCCGAUACAAGUUGAAAUUCAGCCCAGACAAAGUAGAUACCAUGAUUAUCCAAGCAAUUUCACUUCUUGAUGACUUGGACAAAGAACUGAAUAACUACAUCAUGCGCUGCAGGGAAUGGUAUGGUUGGCACUUCCCUGAACUGGGCAAAAUCAUCACAGAUAACCUAACAUAUUGUAAAUGUGUGCGGAAAGUUGGAGACAGAACCAAUUUUGCCUCCUCUGAUGUUUCUGACAUCCUACCAGAGGAGAUCGAAGAGGAAGUGAAGGCUGCUGCUGAGAUUUCCAUGGGGACAGAAGUAUCAGAAGAAGAUAUAAACAACAUAAUCCAUCUCUGUGAUCAGGUGAUUGAAAUCUCUGAGUAUCGGACACAGCUGUAUGACUACCUGAAGAACAGAAUGAUGGCAAUUGCUCCUAAUCUCACCGUCAUGGUGGGUGAACUGGUUGGAGCAAGGCUCAUUGCUCAUGCAGGUUCCCUCUUGAAUCUGGCAAAACAUCCAGCUUCAACAGUUCAGUUACUGGGUGCUGAGAAGGCACUCUUCAGAGCACUGAAGACUAAACGGGACACACCUAAAUUUGGCCUUAUCUAUCAUGCUUCCCUAGUGGGACAAACCAAUACCAAAAAUAAAGGAAAGAUUUCUCGAAUGCUGGCAGCUAAGACUGCCUUGACUAUUCGUUAUGAUGCUCUCGGAGAGGAUACUAGUGCUGAAAUGGGAGCUGAGAACAGACUAAAAGUAGAGACAAGACUGAGGCUUUUGGAAGAGAGGGGGAUAAGAAGAAUAAGUGGCACUGGAAAAGCCUUGGCCAAGGCAGACAAGUAUCAAAACAAGAGUGAAGUAAAAAUAUUUGACCCAUCUGGUGACUCUACACUUCCUGCUGUUUCAAAGAAACGCAAAAUUCAGGAGGUGGAAGAACAAGACACAGAAGUUGCUGUGAAAGCAAAGAAGUUCAAAGCAGAGAUGAAAGAAGAGACAACUGUAGAAGAUGAUGAACCUGUCAAAAAGAAGAAAAAGAAAAAGGAUAAGGAAAAGCAAGCUGAAGAAGACGAGGCGAGCCCCACAGUUGAGAAUACAGAGAAAAAGAAGAAGAAAAAGAAGAAAAUGAAAGAAGAGGAAGAAGACUGAUGAGCAGGGGGAAACAUUGCCCUUGGACAGCUGCUUCAGAGUGGCAUUUCUUGACAUAAUUUCUUUAGCCUCUUGCUGAAAACUGUAACUUCCUUGUGUUGCA
This is a messenger RNA of Charadrius vociferus (killdeer), 1819 nucleotides long. RefSeq names its product NOP58 ribonucleoprotein (gene NOP58). NCBI's taxonomy places the organism in Eukaryota, Metazoa, Chordata, Aves, Charadriiformes, Charadriidae. Bases 1 to 1716 code for a protein of 571 amino acids. The record is from RefSeq and is a predicted model, not a curated record. The transcript has 15 exons. Gene Ontology annotation, molecular function: snoRNA binding. Gene Ontology annotation, cellular component: small-subunit processome; box C/D methylation guide snoRNP complex.